AUGGCAAGCCAUGGGAAAGGAGUCUUCUGGCGGGAUGAAGAGGUUGAGACCCUCCUCGAACUGAUCGCACGCUCGGGAAAGUCCGAGCGUGUUAUGAAGAGCACUCAUUUGCCCACCAAAGUGAUUUUUCACAAACUGGCAAGGCAAAUGAGUGCUCGUGGAUACCCUCGGACCCCCGAGCAGUGCCGAUCCAAAUUUAAGAGGGUCAAGGGGGAUUUCUAUGGGGCGCUUGAGGCAUGGCAAGGAAUUCCUCGCCAAAGCGGCAAGCCCCCAUACUUUUCAAACAUGAUGAACCUCUGGGAUCUUGCCGGGAGGCCGAGCUGGCAAACCAGACGUCAUGCCGCUGUUCUCCGUGGAAGAGAGGCCACCCAACGUGCAGCGGAGGGUGAACAGCAGGAGGCCCUGGACAUCACCCCAGGAAACAUCUCCACCGAGGAUCCCCUCCCUCCAACUGCAGACACACCAUCUGGUGAACAGACAGGGCAAGAAGCUGAUGAGGAGGGUCUUCCCUCCACAAGUGGCACACCAGCACCCCCAGCAAGACAGAGGAGAAAAACCCUUGAUGACGUUCUCUCAGCUGUGGAGGGGCUUGAACAAAGACUGGGCUCCUCCAUAAACCAAUUGCAGGAGAGAAUGACCGCGGUGGAGGGCCGUGUCAGAAGGUUGGGUAGAAGGGUGACCGCUGUCGAAAGGAGAGAACGCCAAGACGCCCGUCCCACAGCGUCAUGAUUGAGCUAUUUCUGGGACUCCUCACUGUAUAUAGUUUAAGAUAUGG
Eublepharis macularius is the source of this 775-nucleotide messenger RNA. RefSeq lists its product as uncharacterized. Lineage: Eukaryota; Metazoa; Chordata; Lepidosauria; Squamata; Eublepharidae. The transcript has 4 exons. The coding region runs from base 1 to 729 and encodes 242 amino acids. The record is from RefSeq and is a predicted model, not a curated record.